AUGGACAUGCUUUCACGUGCUAUUCAACAUGACCAUAGUUAUGGUUUCAAGAUCUUCAUGAUAACAUUAGUUUUGAAGAGCUCCAUUGAAGAAAAACCAGAAUAUGUCCUCCCCAACUUUGCAAGGGUAAAUUUUGUUCCACUUGACACUGAAGCACUUUAUGCCAUGCUUGAGAAUCCAAUGGAAGAAGAUCACACUCCUGUGAGUAAUGUUUUAUCUGGAGAGGCUAUUCAGGCUGUUGAAGGGAGCAAUGAUACAAAACUGAAGGAAGUUAAAGUUGAGCCAGAUGUUGGAGAUAUUGAUGUUGUAGAUUCUUCUAAGCUCAAUUGUGCAGGUGGAUUUUUGCAGAAUCACAUCUGGUGGGAGAAAAAGAUAUCUAAAUCCCAGAAGAAAGGCAAUCAAGUUAUGCAAUUUCUAGCAGAAGUGAUCCAAAAGGCUCUUCGUCCGGAUCAAACAUCGUGCAUUUUGUUUGAUCUCGAGAUGUAUGACGAUUAUCAAUGUACAAUCAUGAAAUCAAAAAGGCCUUAUGUGGAAAUGUAUAUUGGACAAGAAUGGAAAAAAGGUGCGGCCUUGGCAAGACGGAAAAGGAAGCAAAUUAUGAAAGAUAAAAGAUCGAAAAGGAACAGAUCUAAUGAAAAUACAAACAACUGCAACAUAUCUUUUACCAACAUCAGUAAUCCUGCUAACAUUCAUGUCAGAACACCUCUAUCCAAUAUCACCUCUGCAGUUUUGAAUGAUAGGAACCAUAAUUGCAAUGCAAAUCCAAUUGGAACAGUUAUGUCAAAUGCACAUAGAAUCAACGUGGGUGUGAGUCAUGUUGUGUCAUCAAAUCUUUUUAGGCAAUUCGGUGUUAAGAAUCGGUAUUAUGCCUCUUCACCAAUAUCUACUCUCAAGACACCAACAUCUGCAUUAGGCAGCUCCAAAUCAUCCAUUACUCUUGAUCAUUGCUCCCCACAACAACUUGCUGCGUCUGCAAGGCAGAGAAGGAAGACAAUUAUGCAACAAAAGGCUAAUGUGUCAAAUAUACUGCGCAACAAUAUUGUUAACAACUCUGAUGGUGAUGUGUUGAACACUUCUCCACUCACUUUGAAUUCAAAUACUGCCCCAAGUGGUAUAACCUCCUCAUUGUCUAAUCAAAGGUACAAAAGUAUACAUCCACAAACAAGUGGAAUUGUUUAUUCAUCUAAAAUACAGUUGAAUGUGGGUUGCAUUCAGUCGGUGACAACCAAUCUUUUCAAUACCUUUUCAAACAUUGAUUAUGGAGGUGCCUCUUCAUCCACAAGUCAUUUACCAUCUACUACACAUGCAAACAUUUCUAUGGCAGAUGCUAACAUUUCUUCAACAAAUGCUAACAUUGAAUGUGAUGAGUCUGAUGAAGAAUGUUUAACCGAUGAAUAUUUCAGCGAUAGUUCAUGCGAAUUCAUAAAGGAUAACGCUGAGGAUGACAUAUCUUCAUGUUCAGAUGACGAUCAAUACUAUGAUCCUAAUUCUAUACAAGUGAAUGAACCAAAUUCUGGUUAUUCAGACAUCGGUGAUCCUGCAAUUGAAUGUGCACAUUGCGGAGCACUUAUGUGGUAUCAAGAAAAGUUGGACAAACGAAAACAUAGUGCAGCUCCAAAGUUUAGUUUAUGUUGUGGAAAUGGGAAAAUUGUGUUACCACUUUUGAAACCACCACCACCAUUACUCAAACAUUUGUUGUUUGAUAAUAAUGAUGUAGACUGUCAAAAUUUCCAGCAGCAUUGCAGAUUAUACAACAUUAUGUUUGCCUUUACUUCUCCUGGAAUGAAGUUUGACAAUAGAUUCCAAACCGGUAGAGGACCACCUAACAUAAGAAUACAAGGACAGUCUUGCCAUAGAAUUGGCAGCAUGAUACCUUUGCCUGGACAAUCACCGAAGUUUGCGCAGCUCUAUAUUUACGACACUGACAAUGAGAUUCAACAUAGAAUUAAAGGAAUAGGUAACAAUCCCAAUAUUGUUAUAGGAACUGUCAACAAAUUGAAAGCUAUGUUGGAUGAGUUCAACACACAUGCUAAAUCAUUUAGAAUGGCUGCAGAUAGAUUAAAGGAUUCUCCUGUGGCUGAUCUAAAGUUGAAGUUAAUAGCUGAUAGGAAAAAGGAUGGAAGAACAUACAACCAACCAACUGUUUCUGAGGUCGCUGCACUUAUCGUUGGUGAUGUUGAUAUAGGCUCUAAAAGGGAUAUUAUUCUUGAAAGACAGAGCGGAAGAUUGAAAAGAAUAAGUGAGUUUCAUCCAAGUUAUCUUGCAUUACAAUAUCCACUUUUGUUUCCAUACGGGGAAGAUGGUUUUAGACUUGAUGUUCUACACAGAGAAAUAAAUGCAAGAAAAAAAGGUAAGCAAAAUAAGCUUACCAUUAGAGAAUGGCUUGCUUUUAGGAUUCAAACCCGUCAACAUGAAGCUCAUACACUUUUGAGGUCAAGGAGGCUGUUUCAACAAUUUUUGGUCGAUGGAUUUACUAUGAUGGAGUCCCAAAGAUUGAAUUAUAUCCGCAAGCAUCAAAAAAAACUGCGAGUGUCAAAGUACUCCAAUUUGUCACGUCCCGAAGAAACGGAAAACACUCAAGGUGCAGACAAAGGUAAGAGAGUAGUUUUACCUUCAACGUAUGUUGGAAGUCGGAGAUACAUGGAACAAUUGUAUUUUGAUGGGAUGGCAAUAUGCAGUCAUAUUGGUUUUCCGGAUCUUUUUAUCACUUUUACCUGUAAUCCAAAUUGGCCAGAAAUUGGAAGGUUACUUAAAAAAAUUAAUCUGCAACCUCAUGAUCGUCCAGAUAUUAUAUCAAGGGUGUUUAAAAUCAAGUUAGAUGAGCUAUUGUCAGAUCUAACAAAGAAGCAUGUCUUAGGUAGAGUGGUUGCAUAUAUAUACACAAUUGAGUUCCAAAAGCGGGGAUUACCACAUGCACAUAUUCUACUCUUCAUGCAUCCCUCGAGCAAGUAUCCCACUCCAGAUGACAUAAACAAUAUAAUUUCAGCAGAGAUACCAUCUGAAGAUAAUGAUAGACAGUUGUAUCAUUUGGUCAAGACACAUAUGAUUCAUGGGCCAUGUGGUUUAGCAAAUCAGCUAUCGCCUUGCAUGAAAAAUGGGAAGUGCUCUAAAUUCUUUCCCAAACAAUAUCAGAAUCAAACAGUUGUUGAUCAUGAUGGCUAUCCUAUGUACAGAAGAAGGGAAACUGGAAUUACAGUGAUGAAGAAGAAUGUGGUUCUCGAUAACAGGUACGUUGUUCCUUAUAACCCAUUUCUGUUGAAGAAAUUUCAGGCUCACAUCAAUAUGGAGUGGUGUAACCAGGGUACUUCAGUUAAGUAUUUAUUCAAGUAUAUUAACAAGGGGUGUGACAGAAUUACCGCAGCUAUUGUCGAUAAUGACACAGACGGAAAUUCUAUUAUUAGAAAUGUUGACGAAAUCAAGCAAUAUCUUGAUUGUCGAUAUGUAUCCCCAAGUGAAGCGUGUUGGAGGAUCUUUUCAUUUCCUAUUCAUGGCAGAUCUCCUGCAGUUGAAAGGUUAUAUUUUCAUCUUGAGGGCGAAAAUCCGGUUUACUAUACUGAUCACGAACUUAUAGAUGAAGUUCUCGACAAACCGAGUGUGAAAGAAUCAAUGUUUACCGCUUGGAUGGAAGCAAACAAGACAUAUUCAGAGGCGAGAAAUCUGACAUACUCUAAUUUUCUGACCAAGUUUGUUUAUGAUAAAAGAUACCGACGAUGGAGACCACGUAAGAGAGGCCAUACAAUUGGAAGAUUAAUUUGGGUUCCUCCAAGUACCGGUGAGCUGUAUUACCUAAGAAUGAUGCUUACAGUUGUCAAGGGGCCGACAUGUUAUGAGGAUAUUAAAAAAGUGGGUGGAAUAAUUCGGGAUAGUUUUCGGGACGCAUGCUUCGAAAUGGGCUUUCUUAAUGAUGACAAGGAGUAUGUUGCAGCCAUAAAUGAGGCGAAGGAUUGGGGUUCUGGACAUUUUCUGAGAAAGUUAUUUGUCACAAUGCUACUGUCCGGAACAAUUAACAGACCACGUCAUGUUUGGGAAAAAACUUGGAGGACGUUAUCCGAUGGUAUUCUUUAUCAACAAAGACAAGCAACAAAUAGAAGAGAUAUGCAGUUGUCAAUAACUGAGUUGAAGAAUUUGACACUCAUUGAGAUUGAAAAUAUGUUGCAAUCAAAUAGAAGAAGUUUGCAUGAAUUUAAAGACAUGCCAUAUCCAGAUUCAUAUGUCACACGACACGUGGGAAAUAGACUGAUUUGGGACGAACGUAGUUACAAUAUCCACACAGAACAACAAAAUUUCCAGAAUCUGUUUCGCGCUCUUACAGACGAACAACGUUCAAUAUUUGAUACAAUUAUGAAAGCUGUAGAGAAGCAGAGAGGAGGGGUAUUUUUCCUACAUGGUUAUGGAGGGACCGGUAAAACUUUCAUGUGGAGAACAUUGUCAAGUGCACUCCGGUCACAACAAAAAAUUGUCCUUACCGUUGCUUCAAGUGGCAUAGCUUCUUUAUUAUUGCCAGGUGGAAGAACUGCUCAUUCUAAGUUUAAAAUACCAGUCCCAACACUUGACAACUCCACUUGCAAUGUUGACAAGAACGACGAAUAUUCCCAGUUAUUCGAAGCAACCGAUGUAAUAAUAUGGGAUGAAGCACCUAUGUCUCAUAAGAACUGCUUUGAGGCAUUGGAUAAGACACUCAAAGAUGUCAUGACCAAAUACGGUCUUGCAAAAACAAUCUUUGGUGGGAAAGUUGUUGUUUUUGGAGGAGAUUUUCGUCAGAUACUUCCUGUUGUUCCAAGAGCGGGGCGUUCUGAUAUUGUCCAUGCAUCCAUAUGCUCAUCAUAUGUGUGGGACUAUUGUCAAGUGCUAACACUGACAAAGAAUAUGAGGCUGCAGCAGGGAAGAGAUGAUACAAGUUCUACUGAACUAGCAGAAUUUUCAAAAUGGAUCUUAAAUGUUGGGGAUGGUAAGCUAUGUGAACCAAAUGAUGGCUUGGUUGAUAUUGAAAUUCCUCAAGACUUAUUGAUAUCCAAUUUUGAUGAUCCUAUAAAAGCUAUUGUUGAAAGCACAUACCCCGAUUUGGUUCACAAUUUUCAAGAUGUUGGAUACUUACAAGGAAAAGCUAUUCUUGCAUCAACCAUUGAAGUUGUGGAUAAAAUCAAUCAAUAUGUACUAGACAUGAUACCAGGUGAAGAAAAAGAGUAUCUAAGCUUUGAUACAAUUGAUAGAACCGACACAAGUUAUACUGAAGCUUAUGAAGUUCUAACUCCAGAAUUUCUUAGUAAACUAAGAACAUCCGGCCUUCCAAAUCAUAGGAUCAAAUUGAAAGUCGGUACCCCUAUCAUGCUAAUGAGAAAUUUGGAUCAAACAGAUGGAUUGUGCAAUGGAACAAGGUUAAUUGUUACAAGGUUAGCAAAUCACGUCAUUGAGGCUAAGAUUAUGUCAGGAAAGAACAUAGGUAACAUCUUUUACAUUCCUCGAAUGUCUAUGUCACCAUCUGAGUCACCGUGGCCAUUUAAGUUGAUUAGGAGACAAUUUCCAAUCAUUGUUUCUUAUGCAAUGACAAUUAAUAAGUCUCAAGGUCAAUCGCUUGAUAAUGUCGGGUUGUAUUUGCCUACACCAGUUUUUAGUCAUGGUCAAUUGUAUGUUGCAAUUUCAAGAGUUACAACCAAAAAUGGUCUUAAAAUCUUAAUACAUGACAAGGACAAUGCACCGUGUUCGACCACUACGAAUGUGGUAUACAAGGAAGUCUUCCAAGCCCUUUGUUAG
Molecule: messenger RNA, 5751 nt
Organism: Vicia villosa (hairy vetch)
Lineage: Eukaryota; Viridiplantae; Streptophyta; Magnoliopsida; Fabales; Fabaceae
Exons: 11
Coding region: 1-5751 (1916 amino acids)
Biological process (GO): DNA repair; telomere maintenance
Molecular function (GO): DNA helicase activity
Source: RefSeq, a predicted model, not a curated record